Messenger RNA from Aspergillus calidoustus, 420 nucleotides. NCBI's taxonomy places the organism in Eukaryota, Fungi, Ascomycota, Eurotiomycetes, Eurotiales, Aspergillaceae. The record is from the annotation of a GenBank genome assembly.
AUGCCUUACACUCAUCGCGUGGCGAUCAUAAACGACACCCAGGAUGCGCUUACCGUAAUCGAGAAGACAUGCUGGUACUACGCCAACGGCGGCGCCUGGACCGAAGACACCGGCGACAAGCUCACCCUCACACUCGGCGGAAGCGGCACGUCCGCCAUGCUUCGGAUCAGGGCCUCGUCGGGCCAGACAUUCACCGUUGUUGUGGGGUACCAUAAUUCCGAGUUCUGGUGCGAUGCCCAGGUUGAUCUCGGGGAUGGCGAUACGGCAGUCAAGCUGCACCCGGAGUACUAUAACGGUGGGAUACUAUCGUCCCAGGCUGCUCCCUCGAGUGAGCGGAAGACUUCAGCGGGGCGGACGGUGAAGGUGCACUUGCAGAGGCUACCGUGUGGGAUUCCGCCAAUUAUUAUCAAUUACUGUUGA